This is a messenger RNA of Styela clava, 718 nucleotides long. RefSeq lists its product as uncharacterized. The record is from RefSeq and is a predicted model, not a curated record. Lineage: Eukaryota; Metazoa; Chordata; Ascidiacea; Stolidobranchia; Styelidae. Gene Ontology annotation, molecular function: chitin binding. Gene Ontology annotation, cellular component: extracellular region.
AAAAAAGCAAAAUUUAUGUUUUAGUAUACCCUCUUAUAUUACCAGUUUUGUGAAAAAUUACCAAACAUAAUGUUACGUUUCACCGUUGUUCUUGCUUUCGUCGGAUGUGCUUUGGCACAGAAUCCUACCGUGCCACCGAGCGAAUUCAAUUGCGCUGAUUAUCCGGCAGGCGAUGCGUAUUAUCCGAGCCCAACAGCUUGUGACGAAUUCUAUAGGUGCGGCGUCCCAGGUUAUACAGAGGCCUUCAAGUACACCUGUCCUGCUGGCCAAGUUUAUUAUGAUCCCACCACCAGAUGUGAAUUCGAGUACAGCGUACCACCACCGUGUGGAACUGCAACGACUGCAACAGGAGGUCCAGUAAACACCAUCGACCCAACACCACAACACCUCUGUGAUGGAAAAAACCAAGGUACCUUCCCAGUGAAGGAUUGCUGCACCAAGUUCUAUUCCUGCAGCGGGAUAACAGAGCCGGAAACCACGACUGCCCAGAACUGCCCAUCUGGUCUUGUAUUCAACAAAACACUUGGAUAUUGUGAUUGGCCCGCCAAUGUCCCUGAAUGUGAAGAUUCUAAUUGCAUCUACUAAUCGGACGUGGAGUAGAAGAAGACAUUCGUGUCAACUCAACUUUCAAUCAUUGUUAAUUAAUUAUUGAUUAAAAAUUAAUUAUGAUUUUAUGAAAUAAAUACAUUUAAUAAAUGAAGACAUUUCCGAAUUUAAA